GAGCCAGCCAGGCCGCCCGUUCCCACAGCCGCCGAGCAAAGCGCUGCCAUGGCGCUGGCCCGGCCUGGGACCCGGGACCCCAGGCCCCCGGCCCCUCUCCUGCUGCUCCUGCUCGGGGGCUCUGCCCUCGCCCUCCCGGUCGGAACGGCACCUUCGGACCCCCCGGGUGCCUGUGCCUCAGACCCAUGUGCUCCAGGGACCGAGUGCCAGGCUACAGAGAAUGGUGGCUAUACCUGUGGGCCCCUGGAGCCCCGGGGCUGUGCCAGUCAGCCAUGCCACCACGGUGCUCUGUGUGUGCCCCAGGCUCCAGACCCCAGUGGCUUCCGCUGCUACUGCGUGCCCGGAUUCCAGGGCCCACGCUGUGAGCUGGACAUCGAUGAGUGUGCGUCCCGGCCCUGCCACCACGGGGCCACCUGCCACAACCUGGCCGAUCGCUACGAGUGCCACUGCCCCCUCGGCUAUGCAGGCGUGACCUGCGAAGCGGAGGUGGACGAGUGUGCCUCGGGGCCCUGCCUGCACGGGGGCUCGUGCUUGGACGGCUUGGGCUCCUACCGCUGCGUGUGCGCGCCGGGCUUCGGGGGCGCCAGCUGCCAGCUGGACCUGGACGAGUGCCAGAGCCAGCCGUGCGUGCACGGGGGCGUAUGCCACGACCUGGUCAACGGGUUCCGGUGCGACUGCGCGGACACGGGCUACGAGGGCGCGCGCUGCGAGCACGAGGUGCUGGAGUGCGCGUCGGCGCCCUGCGCGAACAACGCGUCCUGCCUCGAGGGCCUCGGGAGCUUCCGCUGCCUCUGCUGGCCAGGCUACAGCGGCGAGCGGUGCGAGGUGGAUGAGGAUGAAUGUGCAGUGGGCCCCUGUCAGCACGGCGGCCAGUGCCUGCAGCGCUCCGACCCAACCCUCUAUGGGGGCAUCCAGGCCGCCUUCCCAGGAGCCUUCAGCUUCCGCCAUGCUGCUGGCUUCCUGUGCCGCUGCCCUCUGGGCUUUGAGGGGGACGACUGCAGUGUGGACGUGGACGAGUGUGCCUCACGGCCAUGCCUCAGUGGAGGCCUCUGCCAGGACCUGCCCAAUGGCUUCCAGUGCCACUGUUCAGAUGGCUACACAGGCCUGACAUGUCAGGAAGAUGUGGACGAAUGCCUGUCGGAGCCCUGCCUCCAUGGCGGGACCUGCGAAGACACCGUGGCGGGCUACAUCUGCUGGUGCCCAGAGGCCUGGGGUGGCCGUGACUGUUCCGUGCAGCUCGCUGGCUGCCAAGGCCACACGUGUCCGCUGGCCGCCACCUGCAUCCCCACCUUCCAGUCAGGGGUCCACAGUUAUGCUUGCCGCUGCCCACCUGGUACCCACGGACCUUUCUGUGGCCAGAAUACCACCUUCUCCGUUGUGGCUGGGAACCCUGUGCGGGCUUCGGUGCCAGCUGGUGGCUCCCUGAGUCUGGCACUGAGGUUUCGUACUACGAUACCUGCUGGUGCUCUGGCCGCUCGCUCUGACACUCAGGGCAGCUUGGAGCUGGCGCUGGUGGAGACCACGCUUCAGGCCACACUCUGGAGUCACGGCAACAAUGUGUGCAUCCUGAGGCUGCUGGACCUGCCCCUAAACGACGGCCACUGGCACCGAGUGGAGGUGACGCUCCGCUUCGGGGUCCUGGAGAUGCGGCUCUGGCACGAGGGCUGCCCUGCCCACCUCUGUGUGGCCUCCAGCCCUGUGGCCCCGCCUCCUACGGCUUCCCCGGCCCCGACGCCUGCUGGGUUCUGCUCCACGCAGCUGGGUGGUGUGGCCUUUACGGGCUGCCUCCAGGACGUGCACGUGGACGGGCACCUCCUGCUGCCUGAGGAUCUCGGCGAGAAUGUCCUCCUGGGCUGCGGGCGCCAGGAGCAGUGUCAGCCUCCGCCUUGUGCCCACGCAGGGGUCUGCGUGGACCUGUGGACUCACUUCCGUUGUGACUGCCCCCGGCCCUAUAGCGGUCCCACAUGUGCUGAUGAGGUUCCUGCUGCCACCUUUGGCUUGGGGGGCACCCUGAGCUCUGCCUCCUUCUUGCUCGACCAGCUGCCAGGCCCCAACCUCACCAUGUCCUUCCUCCUCCGCACCCGGGAACGUGCUGGCCUCCUGCUCCAACUUGCCAACGAUUCAGUAGCUGGCCUGACAGUGUUCCUGCGUGAGGGCCAGAUCCGGGCUGAGGUGCUGGGCAGUCCUGCCCUGGUGCUUCCUGGGCGCUGGGAUGAUGGGCUCCGCCACCUGGUGACGCUCAGCUUUGGGCCUGAUCAGCUGCAGGGCUUGGGGCAGCAGGUGCACGUGGGCGGGAGGCUCCUCCCUGCUGACGCCCAGCCCUGGGGUGGGCCCUUCCGAGGCUGCAUUCAGGACCUGCGACUCAACAGCCUCCACCUCCCCUUCUUUCCACCGUUGCUGGAGAACUCCAGCCUGCCCAGUGUGCCGGGCAGCAGGCGGUCCUGGAACCUCACCAUGGGCUGUGUCUCCGAGGACACGUGCAGUCCUCAGCCCUGUCUCAAUGGUGGGACUUGCCUUGUCUCCUGGAAUGACUUCCACUGCACCUGCCCUGUUAACUUCACUGGGCCCACAUGUGCCCAGCAGCUGUGGUGUCCUGGCCAGCCCUGUCUCCCGCCUGCCACCUGUGAGGAGGUCCCUGAUGGCUUUGUCUGUGUGGCUGAGGCCACGUUCCGCGAGGGACCCCCGGCGGAAUUCAGCGGGCACAACGCGUCAUCCGGGCGCGCGCUCAGCGGCCUCUCUCUGGCCUUCCGUACGCGCGACCCCGAGGCCGGGCUGUUGCGCGCCGCGGGCGCCCCCGACACCGUCUGGCUGGCUGUGCGCAACGGCUCGCUGGCGGCCGGCGUGCGCAGUGGCCCCGGCCUGCCCGGCGCGGUGCUGCCGGCGCCCGGGCCGCACGUGGCCGACGGCGCCUGGCACCGCGUGCGCCUGGCCAUGGAGCGCCCCGCGGCCUCCGCGUCGCGCUGGCUGCUGUGGCUGGACGGCGCGGCGACGCCCGUGGCGCUGCGGGGCCUGGCCAGCGACCUGGACUUCCUGCGCGGCCCGGGCGGCGCGCGCGUCCUGCUGGCCGAGAACUUCACGGGCUGCCUGGGCCGCGUGGCCCUCGGCGGCCUCCCGCUGCCCCUAGCAGGCCCGCGGCCCGACGCGGCCCCCGGCUCCCGGGAGCCCUUCUCGGCCUGGCCCGGCGCGCCGGUUCCGCGCCUCGGCUGCCGCGGUGCGCCCGUGUGUGUCCCCUCGCCCUGCCUGCACGGCGGCGUCUGCCGCGACCUCUUCGACGCCUUCGCCUGCGCCUGCGGCCUGGGCUGGGAGGGUCCGCGCUGCGAGGCCCGCGCCGACCCGUGUCGCUCAGCGCCCUGUGCCCGCGGCCGCUGCCACACGCGCCCAGACGGCCGCUUCGAGUGCCGCUGCCCGCCUGGCUUCGCGGGCCCGCGCUGCCGGUUGCCUGUCCUGCCAGAGGAGUGCAGCCUGAAUGUCACCUGCCUCGAUGGUGGCCCGUGUGAGGGUGGGCCCCAGGGUGCCAACUGCAGCUGCCAGGAGAGCUUUGCUGGCCAGAGGUGUCAGAUCCCCUGUGAAGCCAACCCCUGCUUGAAUGGCGGCACCUGCCGGACAGCUGGUGGGGUCUAUGAAUGUAUCUGCAGUGCAAGCUUCUCAGGCCAGUUCUGCGAAGUGGUGAAGGGCCUAUCGCUGCCGCUGCCGUUCCCGCUGCUGGAGGUGGCAGUGCCUGCGGCCUGCGCCUGCCUCCUCCUCCUCCUCUUGGGGCUCCUCUCAGGGAUCCUGGCGGCCAGAAAGCGCCGCCAGUCAGAGGGCACCUACAGCCCGAGCCAGCAGGAGGUGGCCGGAGCCCGGCUGGAGAUGGACAGUGUCCUCAAGGUGCCACCCGAGGAGAGACUCAUCUAGGCCCACCUGGCUGUGGCUCCAGCACCUGUGAGGUCCUCGCCUUCUACCUGGAGACCGAAGGAGGCCACUUUCGGGAGCCUCCCGGGCCUCGGGGAGCUGCUGCCGGGCCCAGGAUACCUGCUGGGGAAGUGGCCCCUUGCCCCGUCCUGGACUGAGGGGAAGGGGCGCGCUCGGGGAAGCAGAGAGAGGCCUGGCGAGGUUGUGGACAUUCUCCAUCCAACCGCCCGGUCUUAACCUUGGCAGGCACACGGCUGUGCCGGGAGGAGCACCUGCGGGUGCACACGACGUGUUCAGGAGUGUGUGUGAGUGUGCGCGCGUGCACGUGUGUUUGUACCUGGGCCUGUUGAUCUGCAGAUACCAGUGUGAGUGUUACGGAUGGGGCUCACGGGCACGUCCACGUCUUUGCUGUUUGUGCACGUGACUGUGUAGUGAGUGCAGGUGACCCCGCGGAGGGGCAGCUGGGCAGUGGAGACCACCUUCUCAGCCCCGGGGCAGGGGCAGCCCAGGGCCACGAGUUCUCCUGGAGGCCAGGCCAGGGCUUGCCCAAGGACCAAAGCCCCAGCUCCGGCAACUUCUCCCACCUCCGGAGGCUGCCCCGGCCCUGGAGGCAGCUGGAAAUCAGUGGGGUGGGGGGCAUGAGCCAGAGGUUAAUGUGUGAGCUCCUGGCUCCCCAGACAAGUGCUCCCUGAGGCAGGUCUGUCUCUGCCCUCUGCGGCAGCCAGGCACCCGCUGGGAUGCAGGACUGAGGGGCAGACCUGCAGGAGCGGGGGGGCGGGGGAGGGUGUCUGGCCACUGCAGCCUUCCUCCUGCAGGCCUGUCACUUAUAGAAUGAGGAAAGCAGCCCUUGCCUACCUCACGGGGCUGCUGUGAGGAUGGGCAGGGCAACAGUGGGGAAGGAGCUCUGGAAUUCGUUAAAGUCCAGUCCGCUGUGAGGGCUGCCCGGGCCAUCCCAAGGUGUCGGGAAGGGAGAGGGUGAGAGCGGGGAAGGGGCCUCCCUGAGGGGUAGCAAGGGGGCCAGAGGGCGAUGAUGACAGAGGAGCAACCCUCCCUGCCCACCUUGUGGUUCUCCAGCCCCUCCGGCAUCAGCGCUCUCCUCUCCAGGCUGCCUGGCGAGUCCGCUCUUUCACCUGCAGACCAGUCACCUCUCUAAUGGCCGCUGGGAGGACUCGAGGAGGGCCUCGCAGGGAGCCCUCAGGGUUGUUUGCUGAGGCAGGUGCUUGGCAAAUGCUGGCACUGUCUCUGGGUCGGGGCUGGUCCUGCGGACAGACACAGAUGAAGGGAAGAACUGGCCGCUUUGCUUCCAGUCCCUUCCGUGGUGAUGCCAUCUCACUUGGAUCUCUGAUCUCUGAGGGGCACUUGCCUGAGGGCCUGGCCUCUGAGCUUCAGAGUCCCUUGGUCCCUGACCUGGAGAUGUGCCCUUUGGUCCUUCCCAUUUCCCAGGCCAGCGCCCCCUGUGCCAAGGCCAGGAGACCCCUUUCCACUUCUCGACUGGAGGUGGACUUUACCCAUCUCCCCUAGGGGCCUCAGCCAGCUUCCAGAGGCACAGGAGUCAAAUGUGAGGUGGAGGCAUGUGGUGAUGGAGGCAAGGGAAGGGGUGAGCGGGCUGAGACUGGGAUGGGAAGGGCCCAGAACACUAGGUUACGGGGCUGGCUUGGUCCUUAUCCUGUAGGAGGUGGGACAACCUUUUCCCCCAACUUUCUCCCUGACUCUUGGAAAAGUGGGGGAGAAAACAUCUGGUAGCAACAACUUAGCCCCAGCUGGUGCCUUGGUUAGUUUAUUAAGUCAGAGACUUGGCAAACCUGUGUUCUUGCAGACUCCUAAGACAAGACAUUCUGGGUGGAACCCCAAUAUAUAAAAGCUGGGCUGUUCUUUUU
This is a messenger RNA of Globicephala melas (long-finned pilot whale), 5768 nucleotides long. It is a transcript of the gene CRB2, whose product is annotated as crumbs cell polarity complex component 2. The record is from RefSeq and is a predicted model, not a curated record. NCBI's taxonomy places the organism in Eukaryota, Metazoa, Chordata, Mammalia, Artiodactyla, Delphinidae. Gene Ontology annotation, molecular function: calcium ion binding.